Messenger RNA from Gadus morhua (Atlantic cod), 2275 nucleotides. Its product is annotated as tumor necrosis factor receptor superfamily member 6. NCBI's taxonomy places the organism in Eukaryota, Metazoa, Chordata, Actinopteri, Gadiformes, Gadidae. Gene Ontology annotation, molecular function: protein binding; tumor necrosis factor receptor activity. Gene Ontology annotation, cellular component: membrane raft; CD95 death-inducing signaling complex; external side of plasma membrane. The coding region runs from base 622 to 1245 and encodes 207 amino acids. The transcript is spliced from 5 exons. The record is from RefSeq and is a predicted model, not a curated record. Gene Ontology annotation, biological process: immune response-regulating cell surface receptor signaling pathway; activation-induced cell death of T cells; regulation of stress-activated MAPK cascade.
CACACACACACACACACACACACAGACACACAUGCUCACUUACAGACCCUAAUGCACAGGCAUAUCCACACACAUAUACUACACAGUGUAUUUAUGUUUAUGACACCCACAGACAGGCUUCCAUUAUUAUGUGUGGGUAGGAGAGUCCAAGCCUUGCGCAAGAAGAAUACAUCAAAAGUCUAUGUAUCCGGUUGAGUGAGGCUUCAUUUAUUUCCUCUUAUACAGCAGAUUCUGGUUUCUAACCCAGGCUUGGUGUUGUUUCCCCCCAGCUGCUCUGCUCUAACAUAAUAGGACUGCUGGAUCCAAGCUUAUGAUAGCAGUUAAAUGCUGGGUAAUGGGCGCAACAACAGCUACUGGCAGCUGGAGGGGCGAUGGGGGGAUGUCCGUGUGUGUGUGUGUGUGUGUGUGUGUGUGUGUGUGUGUGUGUGUGUGUGUGUGUGUGUGUGUGUGUGUGUGUGUGUGUGUGUGUGUGUGUGUGUGUGUGUGUGUGUGUGUGUAAGAGAGAGAGAGAGAGCUAUGUUCAAAUUUGAGUCAUCAUCCCUUUGAAAAGCAAUAUACCUUCCAGAGAUACCUCAUUACAGUUAAACCUUUCACAGAACAGCACCUCCUUCUCUCUGAACUAUGGCCCAGCUGUCCUAUUUCGUUACCAUAAUUUCUCUAUCAAACCUCCUGCUCCUGUUCUGUGAUGAUUCCUUAAAUUGCAGUGACAAAGAAUAUGCCUGGCCCAUGGACACUAGUCAACGCUGCUGUUUGAGAUGUCCACCAGGUAAAUUCCUGCUGGCACGAUGUUCCUCUAGCUCCAAUGAGACCGGAUGUAAGUCCUGUCCUACAGGCCAGUAUACAGACUCCUUCAAUCUGGAGCCCAGCUGCCCCUUCUGUGACUCCUGUGACAACAGCUCCCGGCUGGAAGAGGAGUCCUCCUGCCAGAUCAUAUCCAACACGAAGUGCCGCUGUCAGCUGGGAUUCACCUGCAAAUCAAAGGAGUGCCAGGAGUGUGAAACGAUACCAAACUCAACCCCGCCAACCCCCAACCUGUGGUCGUUGGUGAACGGAUGGACCCUCCUAGCGACAGGAUUACUGCUGCUCGUGUUCCUGUGUUACUUCCUCCGCAUCAAGAUCAAGAGCGGCGCCUCUCUGUGCAAGAGCACAGGUCAUGAUGCAAUUGAAAGUGCAGAAGAAGAAAAUGAAUUCCUGCCCGUCCAAGAGAUGUGUGGCAAACAUGAACAACAAAUGGUGGACGUUUGAAGAGAGGAAGGAAUGUUUGCACUGAGUGACGGGGUUUCCCACACACGCACACAAGAAAGAGCCCAGUUGCGGGUGUCACCAGCAGAGAGAGUGCCACAGAGAAACACGACCAGGGACAAUUACCAAAGAUCAUUACCAUGAGCUACACAGGAAAGGGAAGGAUAGGAAUUCGGGAAGGAUAGGAAGGGUAGGAAUUGGGGAAUUGGGACAGAGGAAUGUUUACUUACACACUAAGGAAGGGGCCUGGCUGCCAAAAAGUACUUGGAAACCAAUCAAAGGUGUAUGGGUGGUUUUUCGGUUGUCAGACAGGAAAUAAAGAAACAAUGGUGAUGUUGAAUGUGAUGCUAAUACAAGAAAGAUAAGGAAUGGAUCAGAUUAGAACAGAGUACAAUGUCUUGGUUUACGUUAUUAGUAAACAUUACUUACAUGCAAUGUCAAAUACCUUUUGUAUAAUUAUUUGGUUCUGAGGGAUGUCUCAUCUACUGAUAAAUUGUUUUACAAAAAAAUAGUAAUAUUUGUUAAAUUGCAAUCUCUUGAUCAUUCAUUCACAUUAUUUUAUCCCAUUUUGUUUUCCUGGAGGCUCUUUCAGAGCACUGUUCAGAACCUCUUCAUCCCGACCGAACCCAGAACCGGGCCACCAUCCCGUGUUUGUAUAGUAGCUAAAAGGUGUUUAUCUUCAGGCAGAAAAACAGGUCUUUGUCGACAUCUUGUGUUGGCAUGAUGCAAUUGCAACGGUGUGGCUUGGCGUCAUCUAUUCGUGCUGACCUUUCAGUAGAGGGGUCUUAUGUCAAAAUUGAAGAAUGGGCUCUUGGAAUAUUAACCUGUUAGUAUCUCAUAUCGUCUCAUCAUAUUUGUAUUGCAUACAUAUAUAGUUUUUCAUUUGUUUGAGUUGGCUUUAUUGUUUUUAUUUGGAGACUCCACCAUAAUGUUUAAUAGCCAUUGCAUAUUGUCUAUGGAAAAGUCAAUGCCAUUGAAUUAAUAUCAUAGCAAUAUUGUUCUUUGAAAAUAAUAAUAAAGUAAACUGAAUUUA